AUGGACCCAGCGAAAUUGGCUAAGCUUCAGGCGCAAGCUGCAGCCAACAGAAUCGGUGGCAAGGGAACUGUGCGGCGAAAGAUUGUGCGGAAGACCAAGCCUUCUGCCGCACAAGAUGACAAGAAACUGCAAGGCGCUUUGAAAAAGUUGAACGUCCAACCCAUUCCUGGUGUUGAGGAAGUCAACAUGUUCAGGGAGGAUGGAAACGUGUUGCACUUCACGGCUCCUAAAGUCCACGCUGCCGUCUCUGCCAACACCUUCGCCGUCUACGGUACCGGUCACGUAAAAGAGCUCACUGAACUGGUCCCUGGUAUUCUCAACCAGCUCGGACCCGACUCGCUGGCCUCAUUGCGCAAGCUGGCCGAGUCAUACCAAGCCAUCCAACAAGGCCAGCAACGGCCAGCAGCUUCCGGUGCUGCUGAAGAGGAUGAUGAUGACGUCCCCGACUUGGUGGAAAACUUCGAUGUCGAGGCUGACGGCAAGGCCGCUCUCGAUUAG
Messenger RNA from Pleurotus ostreatus (oyster mushroom), 498 nucleotides. It is a transcript of the gene EGD1, whose product is annotated as Nascent polypeptide-associated complex subunit beta. The record is from RefSeq and is a predicted model, not a curated record. Lineage: Eukaryota; Fungi; Basidiomycota; Agaricomycetes; Agaricales; Pleurotaceae. Gene Ontology annotation, cellular component: cytosol; nascent polypeptide-associated complex. The coding region runs from base 1 to 498 and encodes 165 amino acids. The transcript has 3 exons.